Orycteropus afer afer is the source of this 1824-nucleotide messenger RNA. The record is from RefSeq and is a predicted model, not a curated record. Lineage: Eukaryota; Metazoa; Chordata; Mammalia; Tubulidentata; Orycteropodidae.
AUGCCCGAGAGGGAGCUGUGGCCAGCAGGGCCGGGCUCGGAACCCGUGACCCGAAUCGGCAGCUGUGACAGCAUGACGAGCACCACCUCCACCCACUCGGGAUUUAGUGACAGCAACUACGACUUCCUGUCUGCUGAAGAGAAAGAGUGUCUGCUCUUCCUGGAGGAGACCAUUGGCUCAUUGGACACUGAGGCUGACAGCGGACUGUCCACUGAUGAGUCUGAGCCGACCACAACUCCCCAAGCUUCUUGGGCACAGCCCACAACCCAGCCUGUUCCCCAGGGUAAUCCAGAGGAGACAACCAUUCAGCAAGCACCAGAGCCAAGGAGAGAGACUCUGUCCAACUCAUCCCAAACCUCAGAUCCCCAAGGCCUGGGCUUCAGGUCUGGCUACCACAGCCUCCCCAGAAAUAUCCAUAGUGGCAGAAACCUGAAGUCCAGGAAGAGUACUGCCCAGGCCAACAGCCACCUCCCUGGAGGAUCUAAGGAGCUUGAACCAGAGCCUGAGAGCAAGGGGGCCAGCCAGAGCAGUGAGCACAACCUGACACCCAUCAGCCCCCAGGAAGCCACUCUUGACUUGGAGGUAGUGCUCAUUCCCCCACCAGAGCCCUUCCGGGACACCCGACCGGAGCUGUGUGGGGAAAACAGCUUGCCCAAGGGGCCAGGGCAACCGAGCAGCACACCCCAACUCCGUAUGUCCUCCAGUCCCCAAAAGAAAGUGGAGGCUUCUUCAGAAGUCAUGUCCCAAAAAGCCAAUGAGAAAGGCUCAGAAGGUGGUCCAGGACAGCCCCAGCCUCCUCCUGCCUUGUCAUCUCCAAAUACUAGAGCUGAAGAUGCUCCCCUCCCAUCUGGGAGGGAUCCAAAUGCCCAUCUGGGCCACACAGCCCCUAAGUCCCGGAAGCUGCCACCUAAUAUUGUUCUGAAGAGCAGCCGAAGCAGUUUCCACAGUGGUCCCCAGAACUGGCUGUCCCGCCAUUCUGAGGUGACCCCGAGAGAGUCUGGCCUGGUCUCCUCUUCACUGCAGGAGCAGAGGAAAGCACGCAGAGAAGCAUUGGAGAAGCUGGGGCUACCCCAGGACCAAGAUGAUUCCAACCUCCACUUAAAUAAGCCUACCAGCUCUCUCAGACUCAAGGACCCUCCUGCUCGGGCCACAGCCCUAGCUCCAGCUCCAGCUCUGGCUCAGCCUACAGUUCCAUCUCAGGUCUCAGCACCUGUUCCUGCUUCAGGAAAGCCUCCGGCUCUGGCUCAGGCCCCUGCUCUAGCUCAGGGGUCCUCUCCAGGGAAAGUUUCGAAUCCUGCUCAGGAACCCUCUCCAGGGAAGGAUUCAGCUGCCAAAUCCAUGCCAAUUCCCAUCCCUAAGGCCACUAAGGCAAAUAGUCCCCUGACUCUGCCAAAGCCUGACUUAGGGUUGACCCUCCAGGAGAGCAACAUCCCUGGACUGAGACAGAUGAAUUUCAAGUCCAAAACUCUGGAGCGUUCAGGCAUUGGGCUGAGCAGCUACCUUUCAGCCAAGAAAGACCUCAGCCCCAAAACCAGCUCAUCUCUGGAAAAGGGUUCUGUCUUGGACAAGAUCUCGCCCAGCGUCUUGCGUAAUUCCCGGCCCCGCCCUGCCUCCUUGGGCACAGGGAAGGAUUUUGCAGGUAUCCCAGUGGGCAAGCUGGCUGACCUGGAACAGGAGCAGAACUCCAAGGGCCUCUCCUUCUCCGGACAGAGCCGUGACAAGCUGCCUCGACCUCCCUGUGUAAGUGUCAAGAUCUCCCCAAAGGGCAUCCCUGAUGAACACAGAAGAGAGGCUCUGAAGAAGCUGGGACUGUUGAAGGAGUAG